AUGAGUUGGAAGUGGUCGCAGGAGCCGAGCCCGCGAGGCCAGGCCGAGCCGCUCGAGCAGCAGCCGCUGCAAUGGGUGCUCGAGGUGACUCCCCAGCUGGACGUUAGUCGCAGCACUCUCGCCGUCGCUCUUGCCGAUGCGGAGAGCUUGAAAAAAUCGCACGAGUCGUCGCACGGAUCGUCUCACGACGGGUCGUCGGAAGCCAAUGGAGCAGGCGCGGAGCUCCCCGUGUUCAUUCUAGUCGCCGUCAUGCAAGACGCUACCGCACCUCCCUCGCCCAUGGUGCGGCGCACCAUGACCAUGGACGAGGCAGUGCGCCUGGCGGAGGCAGAGGAGGCCGUCAUUCGCAAGAUGCUGCAGCCACUCAAGACUCUUGCACACAGCCGCCAUGUGCGAGCAGUGAUGCAUCUGGAGCGCAGCAGCGACCAUGAGAAGGCCCUGUGUGACGCAGUCAAGCGGUUCUCCGCCUCCCGGGUCUACAUCGGGGUCAGAAAGAAGUUCCUAUGGUCGAACUCACUCAGCAGCGCUCCCACAGCCUACUACGAGACAAACCUGCCGGACGGCUGUCUGCUGGUGGUGGCGCAGGGGUCGCGGCGGGUGGCAGAGAUCCCCGUGCAUCCCAAGGGGCCCCUCCGCAGCCGCACCCUCAGCCGCUCCAAACGCUCCCAGGCAGGCUUUGAUGCCCCGCUGACUCCUACCGGCAGUGCUGCUGGUGCUGGUGGGAGGGUUGCGGAGAGGGGGGCAAGCAUGGGGUUUCCUCGCUCGGCGUCGUCAAAUGCUGCUUUGGAGGGGGGAAGCAGGAAUGGAGAGCGGUGGCCUGACGCUAGUAGCGCUCGUGCUGGUGCUGCUGCAGCUGGUACUGGCACGGUAGUUGGUGUGGGUGCUGUGAUUGGUGGUGGUGUUAGGAGCAGCGGUGGGCGGGGCGGGGUUGGCAGCAGAGGAGAGGGAGAGAGGAGGCGGGUUGAUGUUCAAGCAGGAGAGCGAGAAAGCCGACCUCAGGCGGGCGGGCUCAGGGUGAUUGUGCCGUCUAAUAGAGAGGUGGACGGGUGGGGCGCGAAGAUUCAGGUGGAGCAGAACCUGGGGGAGCAGCGACAGGGGGAGCAGAGUCAGGAGGGAGUGGAGUUGGAGGCGGGGGGAAGCGAUGGGGAUGAUGCACUGGCGGAGCUAGGGGAGGAAUGGGUUAGGAGCAGGAGGAGAGAGGUGCCGGGAUCAGGUAGAACACCAGGUGCCGCAUCAGGUGGCGCAUCAGGUGGCGCAUCAGGUGCGGUGGGGUCAAGGCGAGCAGGGCACCAUCAGCGGAGCCACUCCAUGCACCUGUUGUCACCGCACCCAACCGCUCUCUUCUCCCCCUCACUCCCUCCUUCUCACCCUCGGCGCCUUUCCAUAUCAGACGCCCUCGAAACAGAGGGCAGUGUGGGCCAAAAUCGGGGCCCGGGGCGAGAGAGGAAAGACAACCAGGAGGUCGAGGGGGUGGAUGGAGAAGACUACCAUGCCCAUGUCAGCCAGUUCGGGCCGUUGAGUGUGCGUGGCAACCCCACCACCCCGCACCUCUUCUCCCCAGACGACUGGUCCUUCCCUAUAGAUGACGCUUCUGAUGCUUCAGAUGCUACUUGGCCGUCUGGUGCUGCUGGUGCGUCUGGUACCUCUGCCCCCACGACUCCCAAGGGUGAGGGCAUGCCAGGGAGAGGCUCAGGGAGGGCUGAUGUCGUGGCAGCAUCUGGAGGGCUUGCGAGGCUUGAUAAUGGGAGUGGGCGUGGGAGUGGGAGUGGGAACAGGGAUGGGAGUGGGAAUGCUGGUGGGGAGCAAAAGGAGAAAAGUCUAGGAACACGCACAGGAGCAGGCACAGGAGCAGGUGGGAGUGGGCAGGAGGCAAGGCGCGUGUGGCGCAGUCGGUUUCGCAGUGCGAGUGUGAGCGAGGUGCCUCUAUCCCCCUCCCAGCUGCUCUCCCCCUCUGGCCUGCUCUCCCCCGAGCGCCCCUUCUCUGCUAUCUCUGCCUGGGAUGCCCUCCCUGUGCGCAUCGGGGGGAGUGCGGUGGAAACAGGGGGGCGGGUGAUGGGAGGGGAGGCUCUAAAGUCGCCGCGCAUGGGGGGGAGUGCUGUGGAGACAGGGGGAUGGCAGGUGCAGCUGCUGCACAAUCACAGUGGCAGUAUGCAUGGUGAUGCUGAUCAAAUCAACUGUGAUAAUGCCACUCCCGGCAGCAGCAGUGCCCACCCGUCGUCCCACCAGAUGUUCAACACCACAGCUGCAGCCUCGGCAGCCACAGCCUCGGUGGCAGCCACAGGUUCUCGUCUGGCCUCUGGGCUGGGACUGGGGCGAGCAGCGGCAAGAAUGCUCUUUCCCAAGUCUUCCAGUGGCGGCAGCCGCACGGGGCGAGAGGACAGCACUCCCCAAAGCCCCCUGGCGUCCUCUCCCCUGUCCGAUCCUGAGGGUGAUGCGUACCAACGGACACGAUCUCUCGGCACGAUUGAUAUCAUUAGAUAUAAGCAGAGCAGGAACGCGAGCAGGCGGAGGAGCAGGGACUAUGGGGAAAGCAGUGGCAGCGGUGCCACUGCCAUCCCCUCUCAGAAAUCUGCCAGCCUCCUUUCUCAUCAAUCCGCUAGUCUCCACCCCUUGCAACAAGCUGUGCCAUCAUUUCAGCAGUCCAUCUCUGAGGCGCCUAAAAAAUCAUCCCUGCAGCUGCCUCUGCCACUGGAUGGACCAGCGAAAGCGCCAGUCCCAUUCCAAUCUGCCAGGUACCCGAUGCCUCCUCGCUCGCCUUCAAGGCACACCCCUCCUCCGCUCCUCCCCUCUGCCGCUGCCGCCGCUGCCGCUGCUGCUGCUGCUGCUGCUGCUGCUGCUGCUACUGCUGCUGCUGGUGCUGGUGCUGGUAACGCGUCUCCACCCCGCUCCGCUCGAAGAAAUGCUGCUGCUGCCGCCUUUCCUCGGGCUAGAGAUGUGAUGGAGCCGGGGAGAGCAGACAGAGGAGGAGCUUUGCCAGUGGCAGCAGAAGCAGGUGUGAGGAUGCUGCGAACCAAAUCCGGAGAGAUUCUAGGCCGCAACAACCAGCAGCCGCAGCCGCAGCCGCAGCCGCAGAGGAGGGCUUUAGAAAGGUUUCCUGUUUGCCGCAUGGAGCAGCGGCAGCAGCAGGUGAAGCUGGCAUGGGAUGACAUUCUGGGGGACGGGCCUGACGGGCCUGAUGGGGCUGAUGGGGCUGACGGGGCUGAUGGGGCUGAUGGGGAUAUUGGGGCUAAUGGGCUCGAGAGUGUCUCCAGUGGCAGUGGCAACGUCUCCAAACCACAGCCAAUGCGAGUGUCAGUGCCAUUGCUGGGUUCAGUGGAUGCAGGACAGGCUGCAGCAGGGAGAGGUUCGCUUGUCCGCAAAGCAGUGAAGGCAGCAGGAGCCGCAGGAGCAGCAAAAGCAAGAGAAGCAACGGGAGCAGCAAGAGCAGCACGAGCAGCAGGAGCAGAGAAAGGCAGAGGUGGGGAGUCGGAGAGCAAAGUACGGGCAACGGCAGCGGAGGAGUUUGACUUUGGUGUGCCGGCAGAGACGGCAGGUGAGGUGGAGCGGCGUGAGUCUGUUGAUCUUGCGAUGGGCGGGAAGGCAGCGCCCAGAGGUGGUGGCAGCAAUGGUGAUAGUGGUGGUGUGUUCACUCUGCAACAGCUAGCAGCAGCAACUGACGGUUUCAAUCCCUCUCGCCUGCUGGGCUGCAGCAGUGGGGGCAGCGCAGGGGGCAGAGGGGAGGGCAGUGUGUAUCGGGGAGAGCUGCUGGGGCGCCCAGUGGCGAUCAAGCGGCUGCAGGGCCCAGGGAUUACCCACAGGAGUCAGGGUCCUUACGCCACGUCAGCUGCCACGUCAGCUGCCACGUCAGCGGCCACGUCAGCAGAGGCAGAGGCGUUUUGGAGGGAGGUGGGAGUGCUGGCGAGUGUGCGGCACCCGCAUGUGGUGGGCAUGGUGGGGUGCUGCCCUGAAGAUUUUUCACUGGUGUAUGAGCUCAUGGAAGGGGGGUCGCUUUGGGACCGAUUGCACCCACAGCUGCAGCAGAAACAGCAGCAGAAAAAGCAGGGAAAAAACCAGGAGCCGGAACAGCAGCAGCAAGAGCGAAAACAAGGGGGAAUUAGCACUCCGCCUCCGUCUCCCCUGCCACCUCCCCUCCCAUGGCACCAUCGCCUACGCAUCGCCUCUGAAAUUGCCUCUGCUCUCCUCUUUCUGCACUCCCACAGCCCCCCUAUCCUCCACUCAGACCUCAAACCCCAAAACGUCCUUCUCGACGGCCAUGGCACCAGCAAACUGGCUGAUACAGGCCUGGCAGGGCUGAGUUUCUUUGGCUUGUUCCCGCAGAAUCAGCUAGAGGUCACGUUCAAGGUGCAGGGGACGUUUGGGUUUUUUGAUCCGGAUGUGGUGGUUACCACCGGGGAGGUUACGGCGGCGAGUGAUGUGUACGCGCUGGGAGUGGUGGUGGUGCUGCUGCUCACAGGGAUUGAGGACGUGAAAGAGGUGCACCGUUUGUUGGGGCAAGUUUCGAGCUCAAACUCAGGUGCAAGCAAAGGCACAAGCACAAGCGAAAGUGGAAGCAGACGUCCUUCUUGCAACAUAGAUAUUGCCGUCAAUUUUUUUGCGGAGCGCCUCGACAAGCGGGCGGGCAGCUGGCCGAGAGAUUUAGCUGCCCGGGCUCUGCGCGUGGCGCUACAGUGCACGGAGCGGCGCGGCGUUGAUCGUCCGGACCUGCGGGCAGUGGUGCACCCGACCCUAGCUGGCAUUGCUGAGGAGGCGCGGGAGGUGCAGGCUUGGGAGGAGGUGAAACAGGACCAUGAGGUCGUGGCUUUGGAGGAGGUGAAGCAGGGGCGAGAGGCGCAGGCAGGGCAGGGCGUGGCUUUGGAAAGCCGCUUCAUCUGCCCGCUCUCCCAUCAACGGCUGCAGGAUCCAGUGGUAGCAGCAGACGGGGUGACUUAUGAGAGGGAGGCGAUAGAGGCGUGGCUCGCAGCGCAUGACACCUCCCCCACAACCCACCUCCCCCUCCCACACAAGCACCUCACCCCCAAUCUCAUACUGCUAGACCUGCUGUCCAUCCUGGGUCUUCUGAAUGGGUCAUAG
Closterium sp. Naga37s-1 is the source of this 5070-nucleotide messenger RNA. The record is from the annotation of a GenBank genome assembly. Lineage: Eukaryota; Viridiplantae; Streptophyta; Zygnematophyceae; Desmidiales; Closteriaceae.